CAUGAGUUCGGUAUUGUGGGUUCAUUAACAAAGAAUUAUAUUACUAGUUUGAGGAUCCAAUGUCGUGCUCCAAUAGAUUGCUUAGCAAAGCAGUUGUUACAAUCAGCAAAAGAAUUCCAAAUCGCUUGUGGGACCCAGAUGACCUGAAACGAAAGUGUUCUCACGACCUUCCGCGAUGUUUCUGCUUAUAAGAUACCGACUAUUAUGGAAGGGACGCUAGCAGUACCUGGCCAAUUUCCAUGGAUCGUUUUCAUUGAAACUCCGACUGAUAUUUCAUGCGUGGGAACUAUUGUCAACUCUAAGCAUGUGUUGACUGCAGCCCAGUGCGUUCUUGAUGAAGAGGGAAAGUUGUGGAAUCCAUUCUGGUUCAAAAUUAUUGCUGGGGCGGUGGACUUGUACAACAUAUACCCUCGAGUUGUGUUCCGGAAAUUAGUUGCUAUUUAUGUUAAUCAAAAUUUUAAUCUCGUAACGCUAGAAAACGAUUUGGCUAUUUUACGGGUUGAUAAAGAAUUUCCUGAUCCACAUAACACGAUCGAAGUAGCUGAAAUUUAUCCCAUGGAGAUUGCACGAAAUGCUCUCUGUCAAUUCGCAGGAUGGUCUCCAUACACACUCAAUAAACAAACAGUUCAACAAUUCUUUUAUGGUUCCAGAAUUCAAGAUUGGUCUGUCUGCCAAACUACAAGAAACUCAGAAAAUUCCAUUUGUGCCAAAAGUGUGAGAAAAUCCAAUUCUUGCCAGGGAAACAAAGGAGCCGGGCUUUUCUGUGAUGGGAAAUUGAUUGGUGUGUUUUCGUAUGGUCAGAGCUGCAAUAGUACGGCAGUACCUAGCGUUUAUACAGAUGUUAGAAAGUUUCAGCCCUGGAUGCAAGAACAGUUUAUAAGAACUGAUAUACCAGCAGCUGGAAGCUCUCCAUUAUUAAAGAAUUGUUAAAAUUUUAUUUGUAUUUUUAUGUAGAACAAGAAUGGAAAAGUGAUAACGAA
Messenger RNA from Hermetia illucens (black soldier fly), 980 nucleotides. Its product is annotated as trypsin alpha-3-like. Bases 205 to 930 code for a protein of 241 amino acids. The record is from RefSeq and is a predicted model, not a curated record. The transcript has 4 exons. Lineage: Eukaryota; Metazoa; Arthropoda; Insecta; Diptera; Stratiomyidae. Gene Ontology annotation, biological process: proteolysis. Gene Ontology annotation, molecular function: serine-type endopeptidase activity.